AUGCAAGUGGAGAAGAAACCAACAGUUACCAACAGACAUCCAACAGAUCUAAAGCAUGAUAGCUUGAGUGAUCAUCUGGUUGAUAGUUGGCUCUGGAAUAUGAAAAGGAGUAUUGCUUUAUACGUCGCAGUCAUCGAUACGCCUAGCGAAGAAGGACAGUAUAUCUCUCGCCCAGAGUUUCGUGACACAAUCAAGCUGGCCUGGUAA
Molecule: messenger RNA, 207 nt
Organism: Botrytis sinoallii
Lineage: Eukaryota; Fungi; Ascomycota; Leotiomycetes; Helotiales; Sclerotiniaceae
Exons: 2
Coding region: 1-207 (68 amino acids)
Source: RefSeq, a predicted model, not a curated record